AAGUGACGCACUCUCCUGUUUCCAAAGGCUGCCUGUGUAGCUAACAACACGGCUGUCCACACUGACAGGAGGGAAGAGACGGCCCAGGAACCACUUCUCUGUUCUCUGAGGAUUUAUUUUUUCACCAGAACUUUUCAUUUCUAGUCAUGGAUUUGCUCCUGGAUUCUGGCUAAUUAUGACAGAUUUCUAUCUCCCAGUUUCCUCCACAGAAUCUUCCUAACUCAACUUUUUUUCAAAACGGAAGGGGAAUCAUUUAUCAUGUCUGUGACUGCCCUGUUCAGGGGCAAGUGGGGGCACAAGUCACAGGACACCCCAGAGAAGCAUCCAGCAGCUGUGGUUCCCCCCGGCCAUGAAGACGACGAUGAUGACGAUGACACCAAAGUCGGUUUCACUAGAGAGACCAUCCGCAGGAACUCACGCUUUUAUCGGUCAAUGAGGAAGAAGAGGAUGGCCGCCUCUGACCAGUCUGAAAAUUCUGGUCUGGACCACAGUCCACCCAGCAGAGCAGGAGUCUCACCCUCUAAUCAUAACACUCCCUUACCCAACAAAUCACCUAUGUUGCCCGGGGCUAGUCGCCCUCAGACUUCACCACAGCUCCAUCAUUCCAGAACUGCGUUGCCAAGCAAUGGUGAGGCCAGCAGCAGACAUGCUCUGUACAACAGAGAUGCUGUGGAAACGAGCAGAGGAGGAGUGGGAGGAGGGAGGAGUGUGGACAUAUCUCCUGCCUCCAACAGCCAGCAUCAAAAUUUUAAAGCCAACAUGAUCACUUACCGGACUCACGGCAUUCGUGGCAGAGACAUAAAGAAGCUGUCUGAGCAAACGGCUGCAGCUUGCACUGUACAGGAGGGCAGAGGAAACAACAUGAGCUCUCAACAGCCCAGUUCAGACGGAGGGGACCAGGAUAACGCCAACCUCAGGUUGCUGAGCAAUGGAGACAGCUCCCAGACAAUCGGCCACAGCCUCAAUAUCGUCAAAAACAUGGCCGUCCUGUACCAGGAAUACCGGGACACCUCCAAGCAGCAGGAGAUCGAGCAACGGCGGCAGCGUGAGAACCUUCCUCCUAGGGUCACAGCAGGGACUGUGGUGGCAGGGUUCGGUGUCACGUCCCCUCCAGCGUUACAGCUGCAGCUGAGGAACAGUGCUCGGUCACUGAGCUUGUGGCAGAACCUGGAAGCUGUGCAGGCCAGUGGUCUGCUCACCCAGCUACAGCAGAAAGAAGUCAUAAUGCAAGAGGCCAUGUUUGAGCUUGUUACCUCGGAAGCAUCGUACUUCAAGAGUUUGGAAAUUUUAGAGGCUCACUUCCUACGUAACCCUGUUUUAAUCAACAUUCUCAGCCAAUCCGACAUGCAUUUUCUGUUCUCCAACAUCGAGGAAGUCAUGAAAGCCAGUGAAAGGUUCCUGAUGGAUCUUGAGCACCGAAUUGAGAAGUCAAUUUUGAUUUCUGAUGUGUGUGACAUUGUUUACCACCACGCUGUGGAACACUUCAGUGUCUUCAUCAAAUACGUCAUUAACCAGGCGUACCAGGAGAAGAACUACAGACGCAUUUUAGAGGGAAACCUGGCAUUUCGGGAGACCAUGGCUUCACUGGAGAACCAUCCACGGGUCAGGGGCCUGUCCUUUACCUCAUUCCUAAUCCUUCCCUUCCAGAGGAUCACAAGGCUCAAGUUGCUCGUACAAAAUAUCCUGAAAAAAGGGGAGGAAAACUCAGACAGGGAAGCAAAUGCCAUAAAAGCACAUCAGCAACUGGGGCAGAUCGUGAAAGAGUGUAACGAGGGAGUGCGCAAAAUGGGUCGUACUGAGGAGCUCAUCAGCAUUGAGAAAACACUGGAGUUUAAAUCCAAGUCUGUACCCAUCAUUUCCCACUCGCGCUGGUUGCUGAAGAAGGGUGAAGUGCAGCUAAUGGCCGGACCUAAGAGCACUCGGACCAUGCGGAGUCGUAAACUCUACCAACCAGUCUACCUGUUCCUUUUCAACAAUCUGCUGCUGGUCACCAAGCGCAGCUCUGGUGGGGACAAGUUCCAGGUUCUUGACUCAUGCACACGGGCCAUGUUGAGAACUGAAGAUCUUGAAGACCAGGGCCAGCUACUGGCCAGUGUCUUCAAUCUUAAACUGCUGGAGAACCAAGAGGAGCGUCCGGUCAGCUACAUGCUCAAAACCACCAGUAUGAAUGAUAAGCUUCGAUGGAUGUGUGCUCUCACUCCUAACCGCCGCACACGCUUUAUGUCUACUAGUGCCCACCAAGGAGACUCUCCACAGGUGCAGUGUAUUCAGUCGUACUCAUCUCAGGAGCCGGAUGAACUCUCCAUCGAGAUGGCUGAUGUUUUGAACCUCCUAGAGAGAACAGACGAUGGCUGGAUGAUGGGGGAAAGGCUCCAUGAUAGCGAAAGGGGCUGGUUCCCUAGUCGAUUAGUAGAGGAGAUCCAGAGCAAGGAUGUCCGAGCUCAGAACCUGAGAGAGGCCUUAAGGAUUCAGCAAGCCCAAGAAGGUGGAGGAGUCCCGCAAACUGGAGCCAGGAUUGGAUUAAGGGUGGGGAGACGCCCCCCAAGGGUCUCCACCUACUCCAAUUCUUGAAUUGAUCAAACGGGGGGAGAGCAGUGAAGUAAAGCAGUGAAGCAGUAACAGUUAUGAAUGUCACCAUUCAGGGCCAAAUGCACUAAAAGUAAUAAUCAGGAUACAUGUGACUUAAAUCCCAUACAAUGACAUCUUGUCCUUUUGAUUUCCACUUAGCACUUGAUGGUUUUAGAAAUCAAAUGAUCAAAGCGCUUGAAUCAAUAACCUUGUACAAGCGAUGCUGCAUGUCUCAUAUAAAUGUGUGCUGAAGGUUUUUUCCUUAGGCCCACACACUGUGGUGUCUAAUGCAUGGAGCAUAGCUCUGUGUUUGGUUAGGAGUUGUGUGUGGGGAUGGCAAGAACCCAAAAAAAGGUCUUGUAAAGGUACUGUAAACAUCCCUCAUAUGCAUGGGCAAGUUUAAAAUUUUUUGAAUGUGUUCAUUUCAUUGUAAAAUACCACAACACUGAAUUACACACCACACCCACAACACACACAGUCAAGUGUACGGUGGCCUCAAGAGCCCAAUGCACUGCAACUUAAGAAAAAAUACCAUUGGAAACAGAUCAAAUCAAACACAUUAAAUACACAGUAACACUGCAAAACAUGUUAAAACACAACCAAAUACAUGCAGUGCAUUGUGCUUUCAGAGCCACCAUACAAGUGCUGAAUGAAAUAGCAUUGUAUUAAAAUUAGCAAUGAUUAUUGUAGUGUAUAUGGAUAUUUAAAUAAGUGACUCAGUUAAGGUGAUACUCCACCCAAAAUCGAUCUUUUGGUUAUGAAACACUGACUCUAGCCAGAGUUGAUUGCUGGUUGUAAAAGGUUGGUCCAUUAUAGAGAACAAUGGCAGUAGUCAGCUUUGAUUCACCGCCGUUACAACAGUGAAAAGUUUUCACGGUAGCUAUAAAAGUGUCAGGACAUCCAUAGAAAUCGAUGGUGUCAGCUACUGUUGACGGACCCCAGUGCUAUUUUCACCUUGAGAUGCGCAAACACACGCGCACACACACCAAAUAGACUGUUUUCCAACUUGUGGGUUACCUUGAAGACACAACCUACUUUGCGAGUCUCUACUGUCACAUGAGGAAAUAGACACUAGACAGUGGACAACAGGAUUUCCCAGUAAUCAAUGCAUAUGAUUAAGUAAAACAAAACAAUACCCACAGAUUAUUUAAUUGAAUAACUUACAGAGUUCAUUUGUUCAUAGUUAUACAGUAUGUACAUAUUCAUAUAGCAUACAGACAUCAGAUAGUGUAGUUUCAGUUUUAUAGUGACAUGUGCUUGGAAAGGAGACAGCAACCAAGACAGACAUGAGUUACCUUAUUUGAAGGUAUGCAAACUAAUAUACUACCAAGUGAAUCUUGGAGUUUACAAUUUGUACAGCUGUUCAUGAGGAUUGCACAUGGACCCCGACUUGUAAUAAGAUAACUAGCACACGGUCCCAAACAGUCCUCCUGAUUUUCUCCCUGCCAUGAAGCCAAGCUGACCACAGUCUCUGUCCUCUGACAAAGAACAAACUACACACCAACAGUCAUCUUCUGCUCCUACAAUGUUUAAUAAUGAAGAGAUACAUUUUGUGUGGAAUAUCACUUUGAAAUUGUCAAUGUAAUAGGAGUACACAUACACACACGCAAGGGAUAAAUCCUGUAAUAGCAAUUUAAUGCCAAAUAACUGCAAUAUGUCGUAACUGUAUAGAAUGCAUCAACACUAUGAGCAACUUCGGAUCAGCAUGAUUGUAAAGCCUUGUGUGUCUUUGAAAACGGUAUGUGUACAUUAAUGUAAACAUUUGAUGUUAAAGCUAAUAAUUACUAAAUAAUUGUUAUUUCAUUUUGUAAGAUGUAAAUUAUUGUUCAUAAAAAAGCAUUAAUCGGUGA
Sebastes umbrosus (honeycomb rockfish) is the source of this 4418-nucleotide messenger RNA. It is a transcript of the gene ngef, whose product is annotated as neuronal guanine nucleotide exchange factor. The record is from RefSeq and is a predicted model, not a curated record. The transcript is spliced from 15 exons. Gene Ontology annotation, biological process: activation of GTPase activity. Gene Ontology annotation, molecular function: guanyl-nucleotide exchange factor activity; protein binding. NCBI's taxonomy places the organism in Eukaryota, Metazoa, Chordata, Actinopteri, Perciformes, Sebastidae. The coding region runs from base 259 to 2571 and encodes 770 amino acids.